AUGGACAAGAAAAGAUCAUCAUCAUCAUCAUCAUCAUCAGUAGUGACAUGGAAACCAGCUGCAGCAAAUGCAAAUGCACAGGCGCCCAAGAAGAACUUGUGGACGCCAGAGGAGGACUUGAUUCUCAAAAAAUACGUGGAAACUCAUGGUGAAGGCAAUUGGGCCACUGUGUCCCAGCGAUCAGGUCUGAUGAGGAGUGGAAAGAGCUGUAGGCUGAGAUGGAAGAAUUACCUGAGACCCAACAUAAAACGUGGACACAUGUCCCAAGAGGAGCAAGACCUCAUUAUCCGAAUGCAUAAGCUUCUUGGCAAUCGAUGGUCACUGAUUGCUGGGAGGCUUCCUGGUCGAACGGAUAAUGAAGUGAAGAACUACUGGAAUACCCAUUUGAACAAGAUGAGCUGCCCAGCUGCACCCAAAAGAAAAACUAGCCAUUUGAACAAGAUCGUCACUAAUAAGAAGAAAAAGAACAAAAUCAGCAGCAGCACCAUCACCAUCACCACCACUUGUACUGAUCGUACUGAUGAUGAUCAUGAUCAAAUUCAGAAGAAAGACGCCAUUGACUUUGAUCAUGAUCAUCGCCAGGAACCAAACGGAUCAAACCUUACUUCUAGUGCCAGCUGUUACUACAAUGACAUUAAUGACAUGGUAGAAUCUCCAAUAUUCACAUCGCACCACGACUGCCUGCAGUACCUGCCUACAAACUUGAACGCAACAUUUCUGUUUGAUCACGAUGAGCCUUUCAUUGCCGCCGACGCCGCCUCCUCUUCCUCCUAUUUGGAUUCUUUUCUUUUCUUUGAAGCAUUUGGAUCGUCUGCUGCUGCUACUGCGGCUGACAUGGAAUCAGUUUUGCCAUUAGCGUGUGCUGAUCAUCAUCUAGGUUGGUGA
Prunus armeniaca (apricot) is the source of this 885-nucleotide messenger RNA. The record is from the annotation of a GenBank genome assembly. Lineage: Eukaryota; Viridiplantae; Streptophyta; Magnoliopsida; Rosales; Rosaceae.